AUGGCGGGCCCCGUCGAAUACACCCCUUCCUCGUCACCUCUGUCACCGACAGCAUCGUUCUACGAUGUCAGCGACGAUGACGAGGACGAGUACAACACUAUCGCCCACGCCCGGUCAGGCCGUGGGGUGAAGCUGCUGUAUUCCAAAAGCAAGGUAUACUCGCCCGGUCUUCUCUGCAAGUUGCAAAACUCACUCAUAUCCAAGGUUUAUGUCCAUCCUACGCCAUCUGCCAAAGACAACAUUGCUGGCUUCAUCGCCCUCAUUCAACAGAAGCACCCACCAACCUCCAGCCCUCCUCCCGCCGUCAACUCUAAUCCUAGCGAUGUCUCUUCCUACCUCCUAGCAUGGAUCCCCGAAUCAUCAUUAGGUGAUGCUUACAGCACCUACGUGAAAGUUGACUUGUCCGAUGAUUCACCCUCCCCCCGACAACGAUACCUAGUACCGCCGCUUCCGACCACCACAACCCAUCGAGAUCCGAUCGGCCUCUACUCAUUCGCAGUUCCUGUCUCAGAAAUCUAUUCUCUUCUAGUGCGACCUCCGAGUCUCGGUUGGUGGUUUGGAAGUUUGGUUAUCAAUACGCGUGCAGGCGACAGCUUUCCGGCAUUGUUCUUCCACGAUAGCGAGUGCGAAUCGACGAUAUUACAGAAGAAGAAACGCGUUAAAGAAAGCUUCGAUCCGUUUGAUAAUGAUGGAGGUCUGUUCUGGGGUGGAGAUGAGGUUCUACGCUGGCUGAGAAACUACGUCGAAGUCCAUCGUUCUGCAGUUGACAGGAACGUUUACCUGAUCAACCCAUCUGAGGAGGAUCAGCUCUCCUUCGGCCGUUCAGUAGCUGCUGGGGAUGGAUCGUUACCCAAGACUCAACACGACGCUACCGCUUCCGGUCCCAGUGCGGCUGGAAGGGAUGCUAGCAUGGACCCUUUCAUGAAAACUUUAAAAGAGACUCGGUGGAAGGUGCUGGAGCAACUGAGCAAGAUCACAACAUUUACAAGGCGAACGGCCAACGAGAUCGCCGACAACCCACGGAUUCCACCACAGGUCCGACGUCUGAUGAAGAAUCCAGAGAUUCAAACCUUGCAGGAUGAAUUUGAUAGCGCCCGGCUUUAUCUGGCUAGGUGGGCCAUGAGUAUUGCCGAACAAAGCGAAAAAGAACGGAAGCAGCGGAUAUUUACCGCCCAGGAUAUGCUUGAGUCUGAGAAUAGUGCAGUUGGGGACUUCGAAAUUCUGGAACUUGAAACAGGAAAUCUAGCUCUUCAAGAACGGCGUCGGAUCGUCACACUUUCAGAGUGGAAAGGGUUUUUUGACUCGACUUCGGGAAGGUUGCAGCUGACCGUGGAAGAAGUUAAGGAGCGUAUCUUUCACGGAGGCUUGGAUCCAAAUGACGGGGCUCGGAAAGAAGCAUGGCUCUUCCUGCUGGGGAUAUUUCCGUGGGAGAGCAGUCAUGAGGAACGCCAGGCAAUCAUGAACUCAAAGCGAGAUGAGUAUAUUCGCUUGAAGGCAGGUUGGUGGGAACGAAUGGUGGAGGGAAACUCCACCACGGAGGAGUAUGAGCACUGGAAAGAUCAAAAGAAUCGAAUAGAGAAGGACGUUCACCGUACUGACCGCACCAUUCCUCUUUUUGCUGGAGAGGAUAUUCCUCAUCCUGACCCUGACUCCCCGUUUGCCGAUACGGGGACCAAUGUGCAUCUCGAGCAAAUGAAGGACAUGCUAUUGACAUACAACGAGUACAACCCUGACUUGGGCUACGUUCAAGGAAUGAGUGACCUUCUUGCCCCGCUUUAUGCAGUCAUGCAAGAUGAUGCUGUGGCCUUUUGGGCAUUUGUAGGCUUCAUGGAUCGAAUGGAACGCAACUUCCUCAGAGAUCAGUCUGGCAUGCGUUCUCAACUCCUUGCUCUUGACCACCUAGUACAACUCAUGGAUCCACAACUCUAUCUCCAUCUUCAAUCAGCGGAUAGUACUAAUUUCUUUUUCUUCUUUCGCAUGCUAUUGGUUUGGUACAAGCGCGAGUUUGAAUGGGGAGAUGUUCUUCGUCUAUGGGAGACAUUAUGGACAGACUACUUCUCGAGUAGUUUCCAUCUAUUUAUCGCCCUCGCCAUCUUGGAGAAGCAUCGUGACGUCAUAAUGGAUCAUCUGAAGCAUUUUGACGAAGUACUGAAAUACAUCAAUGAACUUUCCAACACUAUGGACAUUGUGCCUAUUUUGACACGGGCUGAGUCGCUCUUCCACAGGUUUGAACGCUCUGUUCAAGCAAUUGACAAGAAGGACAACUUUCCAGCUCCAACUGCCAUACAACGCCGACCGACAAGCACCAGUCCAGAUCCAUCAGGAAAGGGCAAAUCGCCCCAGCAGCGCACUGUUGGAUCCAGUAGCGGUGUCAAGCCUCCAACUGCUCUUCAACAGGCGAUUGAUAAAGAUAAGCCAAAAGUGAUCUCACCCGAACUACGAGAGCUACUCCGAAAGGAUAUUCCUUGGAGACGGCAACAAACUUCGUAG
Messenger RNA from Penicillium macrosclerotiorum, 2490 nucleotides. Its product is annotated as GTPase-activating protein GYP7. The coding region runs from base 1 to 2490 and encodes 829 amino acids. The record is from RefSeq and is a predicted model, not a curated record. NCBI's taxonomy places the organism in Eukaryota, Fungi, Ascomycota, Eurotiomycetes, Eurotiales, Aspergillaceae. Gene Ontology annotation, biological process: activation of GTPase activity. Gene Ontology annotation, molecular function: GTPase activator activity. The transcript has 4 exons.